AUCACUCCUCCAAUAGCUUUAAGUAGGACACACUUUCCUCAUGCUUUUAUUUUCCUUCCGCACUCUCUGAACGAGGACCUCUUUCACAGAAACCAUGAGUAAGUCCGGCACCCUGAAAAUAAAGGGCUUGUUUAAAUUAAAAUCACCUGAUAAAGACAGCAAGGAGCAGAAACGGUCGGGCACCCUCAAAGAUGGAGCAGCUACCAGCCCCGCGAGCCCCGCGAGCCCCGGUGCCCUCAGCCCGGGAUACAACGCCACACUGGCCGAUGAUGUGUUACCCAUUUCCCCUAAAGUAAAGAAGGAAAAGCGGCUGUUGCCGUUCAGGCUGAAACGGAAGAAAUCCAAGCACAAAGAAGAAGAAGGAGGAGGAGGAGGAGACGUGUUCUUCCCUGAUGAACUGGACAGCUUCCACAGCCACCUGAGCUAUGACCAGAUCAGUGUUUCCACAGAGUGCAGUUACCAGACUGUAUCGGACUGGUACACUCAAUCUGAGUCCACCUCCAUGAUCAGCUUUGACAUGACUCAGCCACACAGCCCAUCUUCACCCACCAAAUUCUUCAAGAGUUCGGAGGAGAACAGGGGAGUGCUCAGUCGCCUUAGCAAUUUCUUGAGGUCCAAGAAAAAGAAGAGCAGCAGUAAGCAUCAUUCAGACUCACUUUCCCCAACAUCCCCCUUGUCUCCAAGUUCACCCCAGUCUCAACAGGAGGAUGGGCCAAGGACUCCGACUCCUUCUCGAAGAGACAGUGAGCUAAUGGGGCCUCAUUAUGGAGGCUCUUCCAGAAUGGGAGCAGAGCUUGAUGACAGACUCAGCCAAAACUCCAGUCCCAGUGCCUCGAGUGUGGUUUCUCUGCUGACAGAUGGAGCAGAGCUACCGUUCGCAGACAGCAAUAGCAGUGGCCGAAGCAGCGUGAGGGAGGCGCACGUGCGCAGGGUCAGCACAGCCAGCAGUGAAAGGAAUUCUGGGAAUGUGACUCCCACCCCACUGGACCCUGCUCCUACCACUCAGGCAAGUGCUGAUUCCAGCCCAGAACGGGGCUUUGCAGAGUCAGUGGUGAAGGAAGUCAGCAAGAGGCUGCAUGUCAGUUUGGAAGAAGAUAUUCAGAAGAAUACAGAGGGUUCCAGGGAGGAUGUCGCAGUUAAUCAAACCACACAGCUGACAUUGAAUAUCCCCAUUUCCAAGGCAGCUGAGGCCCCGAAGUCUCCUAACCUAACCUCUAUAAGUUUAGCAACAAAGAAAUCAUCAGUGAAAGUUGGAGAGAAGGGGCACAGCACUGCCCUGAGUGGAAUCACUUUACGCCCUCAGUCGUCCAUCUCACACCACAUCACAACUGAACAGGAAGACUCUCCAGACACAGCGAGGGAGAACAAGAGGAGGGGUCAGCUAUUCUCUUGGAGCACUGUCGCCACAGCAUUGGGCCCUUCGCCUGAGAAAGAGCCUACAGAUGAUUCUCCUAUCCACCUUCACAAAGCCAUAUGGGUGGAAACACACCUGGGACCGGAGGAGGAAGGGGAGAGGGAGGGGGAGGAAGAUAUAAUGAAACAAGGGGAGGAAGGCUUCAGAGCAGACUCGCCUCCCGUGCUGGCUAUACCUGUCAGAGUAAUUCCUGAGGACGACUCAUUACCUCAGUGCACUACGGACAAAAGGCCUUCCACCCCCUCAGAGACUGUGCCGUCCAGUUCCAGCUUGCCAGAAUCAGCCACCUCCUUGGCACCGACUACAGGGGAGUUCCAAACAACCUCACCACAGCCAGAGGAGCCCGACACGGGCACAGGCUCAAAGCAGGGUUCACUCAAGGAGAAGCGCAGAUCGAGAGAAGUCCGUGUUACGCGUAAGACUGUGAAUCUGCCUUCGAAGCACAAAGUUUUUGCCCACAAGGUGUACGUUAGCCCAGAGCCAAGUUUGGAUGAGAGCGAAGCAGCGGAAGAGGAGCUCAGCAGAGAUUCAACUACAAAGACUUCAGAUACAACAGAAGUGAAACCACUGCCAAGCCUCCAAAACAACAAUGUGGAACUCAAAGAAGCCAACCUUGAGCCACUGCCAACACCAGAUGAGAUGACGCACUCUGACACAAAUACUCCUGAGCCCAUAGUUAAAGAAAAAACAGACUCUGAGGCCUCUGACUUUGAUGGUACCUCUGCAGCCUCUGAUAUGUACGGGGCAAAGUCACAAGCGGUAGGGUCAAGGGUAAGAAGCCAAGGGACUAACCAGGCUACACCCUCUAAACAAGGGGUUAAAGCAGCAGCAGAAAGUCGGCAUACCACAGCAAGUGGAGCAAAAACUCCAUCCUCAGCAGCUGGCAGUAAGGCCAAAACUGUGACAACAAAGACCAAGGCCUCCACAGAGAGCACAAAGGUGGGAACUUCCAGUGACAUGCCACCACAGACAGAGCCUGGCAAUGAUAAAACAGUUUCUAUGUUACCAACAUCAAAAGACCAAAGCACCAGUGGUCCCUCAAGUCCAACAGGUUCAAAGUCUAAAAUCCCCAAAAGGUCACCAUCAGAUGCUGAUGUCAAAUCACCAGUGACAGCAGAUAAAACAUCAGUGACUGAUGCCUCUGGGUCAGUGGUCACUUCCAAACUGCAGAAACAACCCAGAACCAAAGAGGCUUUGAAAUCACCAGUCACUACAACCAAAGUUGGCAGGAAACAAAGUUUUGAAGAAGCCAAGGGAGGGAAAGCUCUGUCCGGAGACAUUUCUCCCACAAAAACAACUCCCAGGACAGGAACAAAGCUUGUUAAAGAAAAGCCAGAUGACGACAGUGACUCUGUAAACCUGUUAAAUGGCAUGGAGAGAGAUCAAGAGGAGAGCAGUAUUAAAACAGCACACCCAACUGACAGGGAGGGCCUGGAUGUCAAAAAACAAGGGCAAAACCGUGUGGAGAAUAAUGCCCCCGUGACACCAAAGAGUCGGUUGCCCAUUUCAUCUCCGACAAGGAAGAAGAACGAUGAGAUAACUCAAACAAGUGGCACCAACUAUAAGAAAGUGACAUCUAGUCAGACAGAUUCUGACAAAUCCAAGACAGUCCAGAAGCAGAGUCCAGAGCAGCAAGAAGUAUGUCCUAGUAGUGAGACAUCACCCGCACUCCCCGAAAGUCCCAAGAAAGGAAGCAUGCUGUCAACCACACCAUCCAAACCCCUAUCUAAAAGAAGCAUUAGCCAUGAAGAGAGUGACACAUCCACCUUGAGUGUCUCUCCACCUCCCACCAAGCAAGAAAAAACUGUCUCAUUGAGGCUCCCCAAACAGGGCGACAACAUCAAACACCAGAAAAGUACAGUAAAGGAUUCAGCUGAUCCUUCAUCACCUGUAAGCAAGCUUCCUACAAGGGGUCAGAGAAGCCCCAGCAAAGUAAAACCCAGAAAACUUUCACCAACUAAAAAAUCUGCCCCCACAUCCACAUCUGAACAGGAGGACUCUAAUCAGAACACAGAGUCAGUUGUCUCUGACAAUGCUAGUGGUGAUGGAUUUAAAUCCAAGUCUCUGUCUUCAGAUGAACAAGAGCAUGUGAUAAAAGUCAAAGACAAUCAGUCUGAUAUCAGUGAAAACAAACUGAAAGUAAAAGAGACAAAGGAAUCAGAGGAAAGCAUAACCAGUCCUGCAACUGAGGAGAUUUCAAAAAUCCAACCAAUGCAAAACAACGAUGCAAUUACUACAGAAAACACUCAGGUAAAAGUUACAUUAGUUACAGGCUCAGGGGCUGAGAUACUGGCUAGCGGUGAGGUUGCCAAAGCAAGUCCAUCUGAGACGCCAGCUGUUCCUGUAAUUAAUGCUGAGACUGAUUACCAGGAAGGACAGCAUGAGACCAAACAACAAACAAAAGUUGAGUCUCCACCUAAGAAAUCUCACGUUCAAAGGGACAACACCCAACAGGAACAGGAGGCACCGUCUUCACCAAAGAUUUGUACAGAGGAAGUUAAAGAAAAAGACGUUUCAGAGACAGACCAGCUAAUAAGUAACAUAAAACCAAAUUUAAUCCAGGAGAGAGGCCUUCCAGAGCCAGAUUCUGCUGUGCUGGCUCAGAAAACAAUAUCACCUUACCAUGAGGAUAUAAGUGAUAUUUCAGCCAAACCUGCUGUAGUUGACAGCACUCACUGUGACAUAGUGGCCCACAUUGAUAAGGAAGGUGCUAUGCCUGAUAGUGUAACCCUGAAAGAAACAAACAAAGUCACUGCUAAGCAACAUAACAGCAGAAUUAGUCUUCCUGCUAAAUUGGCCUCAAAAGACCAAGACACUGAGCCAAAAGAUGUACUUUCAGCCACAUCCAUUGCUGUUGAUGCUGACCUGGCCAGCACAGAGCAGCAAAAGAAGUUACUGAAGGAUCAAACCACAAAUACAAUUCUUAAAAAUGAUAGAUUGCCCAUAUUAAGCAGAGAUUUAGUAAAAGAUUUUGAAGUAGAGAAGGAAAGUAAAGAGGAGGCUGGCAGGAAACCAGCAGAGGCUUUGGACAUUCAAACAGAAGCUGUGACUGUUUGUGAAUUGCCCAAGAAUGUUGAAAAUCAGCUGGACAAUGGGCCUCUUUUACUGGCAGGAGAAUCUGAAAGACAGGAGAAAGACUCAAAACCAAAUGAAAAGCUGAAUGACGCAGCGGUGGAAAGCACUGACUCACAAAAGAGUUGCAAAAAGGAGCUCAAGGGCAUGACUAUUAAGCAUGAGACUGAGAGAGACGUCACAAAAACACAGAUGCCAGCAGAUCUAUCAUCAGAGGAGAAGCGUAUACAGCCUGACUCGGAGGAACGACCACACACGGCAGUUUCGGAAGCCCUGGCAGAGAAGAAAAUAGAGGCAGAGCAAGCAAGAAGUACACUCCCUGAAAAUACAGCCAGUGUGGUUGAUUCAAAGCAGGAGAGUGAGAUCAUCUUAAAGGAGAAUGCAGAGAGAGGUGAUAAGGAGACUGAUCAAGAGAUGAAGACAUCAACUGUGAAAAAUGAACAGGAACCCAAGGUACUUCUAACCAAUGCUGAGAAGGUCAGGGAUAAGGAAGCAAAUCAGCGGGACAAACAGGCCGACGUAAAGAAGAGUCAAACUCCAGAAAUAAAAGCUGUGAGCUCUAAAACUACAACUACUAAAGAAGAGAAUGAAACAAAGGAUUUGCUGAUGAAGAAUUUACAGAAUGAGAUUUCAGAUGAGACUGCUGACUCUGAGGUUAAGAGCGACAAGGACCAGAAGACCUUAAUUGCUACAGACAAAGAUAAGGACAUUAACAAAAGAGAUGCUCAUAGAUCAGCAGAAACUAAAUGUCAAAUUGCUAACCUAGAACAGAAACCUAAGACAGAAAAAGCUACACAGAAGACAACAGAAAGCCAAGUUUUACAAAUGGAUACAACUCAAGAACUAAAACCAGUAAGCAGUGAAACCCAGGGCACUGUAGGUACUAAAAUUAUGAAUGUUAAUUGUGAAGAUAGCAUCCAACAAGACCAGAUGUCCAUAACUGUUAAAGAUCAACAUGAGGAUAUAACCAAACCAGAUAUAAGCAAACCAACAGAAUCCAAACAUCCAGAUACUGACCAGAAACAACCAGAAAUAGUAACAACAGAAGCUCCAGAGAAGAUAUCAGAGAGCCAAACUCAAGAACUCAAGAUUGUCAGCAUCAAAACUCAGAGUGCAGAGGGAGCUAAACAGAAGACUGAAACAAAGGAUUCAUCAAUUAAGAGUUUGGUAGGGAAGACAACAACUGCAAAUUCUAACUGUGAAGUUAGCAACGAACAGGAUGAAAAGUCUGUAAUGGUUAGAGAUCAACAUGAGAACAUAACAAAACCAGAUACAAGCAAACCUCCAAAUACAGACCUAAAACAGAGACCGCAAAGAACAGAUGCUCCAGAGAAAAUAUCGGAAAUUCAAGAACCAAAGGUUGUGAGUACCCAAAGUCAGAGUGCUGGAGGUAUCAAGGAAAAGACUUACACAAAGGAUUCGUCAGUUAAAAGUUUGGUGAUUGAGAUAGCAAUGACAUCAGAAGCUCCAAAGAAGCAAUCAGAAAGCCAAAUUCAAGAACCAAAAGUUGUAAGCACUAAAAGCCAGAGUGAUGAGGGUGUUAAGGAAAAGACUGAAACAAAGGAGUCAUCACUUAAGAGUUUGGUGAAUGAAACACCAAUGAGUACAGACGUUUCAAAGAAGCAAUUAGAAAGCCAAAUUCAAGAACCAGAGGUUCUAAGUACUAAAGCUCAGACUGCAGAGGGAACAAAAGAGGAGACUGAAACAAAGGAUUCAUCAGGUAAGAGUAUGGUGAAUGUGACAACUGCUGAUGCUACCUCUAAAGUUAAAAACCAGGAGGAUCAGAAGUCAAUAGUUGUUAGAGAUCACCAUGAGGACAUAACAAAACCAGAAGCAAGAAAAUCAACAGAAUCCAAACGUCCAAAUACUGACCUAAAACAGGAACCAGAAAGAAUAAAAGCUUCAGAGAAGAUGCCAAAAAGCCAAAUUCAAGGACCAAAGAUUGUAAGCACCAAAACACAGAAUGCUGAAACUAUCAAGGAAAAGACUGAAACAAAGGAUUCAUCAAGAAAGAGUUUGGCGAAUGAGAUACCAGUGAGAACAGAAGCUCCAAAGAAGCAGUUAGAAAGCCACAUUCAAGAACCAAAAGUUGUAAGUACCAAAUCUCAGAGUGCUGAGAAUAUCAAGGAAAAGACUAAAACAAAGGAUUCAUCAGUAAAGAGUUUGGUGAACAUGACAACUGCACGUGCUAAUGCUGAAGUGAGAAACCAAGAACAUCAGAAGGCCAUAAUUGUUAGAGAUCAGCCUGAGAACAUAACAAAACCAGAUGCAAGAAAGUCAACAGAAUCCAAACAUUCAAAUACUGACCUAAAACAGAAGGCAGACAGAACAGAAGCUUCAGAGAAGCAGUCAGAAAUUCAAGAACCAAAAGCUGUAAGUACCAAAACUCAGAGUGCUGAAGAUAUCAAGGGAAAGACUAAAACAAAGGAUUCAUCAAUAAAGAGUUUGGUGAUUGAGACACCUGUGAGAACAGAAGCUCCAAAGAAGCAGUUAGAAAGCCAACUUCAAGAACCAAAAGUUGUAAGUACCGAAACUCAGAGUGCUGAAGAUAUCAAAGAAAAGACUGAAACAAAGGAUUCAUCAGUAAAGAGUUUGGUGAAUGUGACAACUGCUGAUGCUAACUCUGAAGUAAGAAACCAAGAAGAUCAGAAGUCCAUAAUUGUUGGAGAUCAGCUUGAGAACAUAACAAAACCAGAUGCAAGAAAAUCAACAGAAUCCAAACAUCCAAAUACUGACCUAAAACAGAAGGCAGACAGAACAGAAGCUUCAGAGAAGCAGUCAGAAAUACGAGAUCUAAAGGAUGCAAGUACCAAAACUCAGAGUGCUGAAGAUAUCAAGGAAAAUACUAAAACAAAGCAUUCAUCAGUCAAGAGUUUGGCGAAUGAGACACCAGUGAGAACAGAAGCUCCAAAGAAGCAGUUAGAAAGCCAACUUCAAGAACCAAAAGUUGUAAGUACCAGAACUCAGAGUGCUGAAGAUAUCAAAGAAAAGAGUAAAACAAAGGAUUCAUCAGUAAAGCGUUUGGUGAAUGUGACAACUGCGGAUGCUAACUCUGAAGUAAGAAACCAAGAAGAUCAGAAGUCCAUAAUUGUUAGAGAUCAGCCUGAGAACAUAACAAAACCAGAUGCAAGAAAAUCAACAGAAUCCAAACAUCCAAGUACUGACCUAAAACAGAAGGCAGACAGAACAGAAGCUUCAGAGAAGCAGUCAGAAAUUCAAGAACCAAAAGUUGUAAGUACCAAAACUCAGAGUGCUGAAGAUGUCAAAGGAAAGACUAAAACAAAGGAUUCAUCAGUAAAGACUUUGGCGAAUCAGACACUGGUUAGAACAGAGCCUCCAAAGAAGCAGUCAGAAAGCCAAAUUCAAGACCAAAAUGUGAGCACCAAAACUCAGAGUGCUGAUGACGCCAAAGAGAAGACUAACACAAAAGAUUCACCAAUAAAGAGUUUGGUGAAUGAAAUUGUAAUCGAGAAUGCAAACUCUGAAGUUAGCACCCUUAAGGACCAGAAGCCCUCAAUUAUCAUAGAUGAACCUGUGGAGAUUAAGAAACAAGAUGAAAACACAGAUCAACCCAAAGAUUUCAAAGCCCCAAAUACUGACCCAGUUCUUCUUGUAACUGGGAAAGAAGCCAAUAAGACUGAUAAGAAAAAAAGAAAAGAAUUUAAAGAGGGUGAUAAAAUUAAAGUAACAAAGCCAAAGGAUCAGCAGGUGAAGGCAUCAAAGACAGAUGCCAAGCAAGAGUCAGAAAGCAUUUCCAUAAAUGAUGCAUCUGGCAAAAAAGUUGUUGGAGAACAAAAAGAAAAGCCCACUGUUGUUUCAGAUAAAGUACUUGAUAGCACUGAUGCUCAGAAGAAUGAUGGAGUCACCAAAGGGACAACCAAAACAGAAAGUAGUUUGAAACAGGAACGGCAGACUUUCAGAGAAGAGAAAAUCAUAAUAAACCUUACUGAUCUACAAAAGUCUGCAAAGCCAACACUCAAUGGCAGUUCAUCUCUGUCUGCGACAGCAGAAUCAUCUCCAUCUAGCUGGUUAGAUGUGGAGCAUCAAAAACCUAAGAAGAAGGAACACAAAAGAAGACUAAAAGCCUCAGCCAGUGAGGACAAAUCUCUUGAGCCUGAUGACAUUGAUGAUUUUAUCAGGAGCAUUAAGGAGGGAAGCAUUCCAUUCGCACUACCUCCUAAAAGGCAUAUUCGUAAAAAGUCUCCAUCUCCACCUUUUGCCAUGCCGUCCAUCAGGGAGGACCACUUUGAGAAAGCAUUUGAUCCAGAGGAAUUCAAGUUUGGCUUAAGAAAAAAUAGCAAAUGUUUUAAGGAUCCUUCCCCGGCUAUGGUAAUUAAACAAAAAGCAGCUAAUAGGGAAGGACGGACUCUGGAAAGACAUGGACAAGAUAAUGCCAUGCACACAUUUAGAGAUGAAAUUAAAUCACUUGAUGAGGUGGAAGGAAAAGAUAAGGGGACAAAUAUUGAAGCAGGAAAAGAAGAGGGACAAAACAAUGGAGAAGAACCUGGAAAACUGACGUCACGACUUGAAAGGAUGUCCAUCCUCUCCAGCCUACUGAGUUCCCCUCGGUCCUCCAGGAAGAGCAAAAAGGAAGCUACCUCUGCCUCCAAUAGCACACUUCCCAACCAACAGCAGGGCCUGCCAUCGCUUGGAAAGCAGGGAGCUGUUGAUUCACCUCUGCCUGCCUCUCAAGCAGAUAAGAAGGGUGUGGAAGGUCAAGAUCAAGGCCCACUUGUAGGUGGUGGUAUGGGUACAGUUAGUGAGUCAGCAAUCAGCUCCUCCUCUCCUCCUCCUUCUCUGCCCUCGUUCUCAGAGAUAAAGCUGCCUGAUCAUUUAGAGAAAUACCUCAAGAAGAGCAAAUCAGAGUCCGAGGCCUCCCGGGGCUCUACACAGAUGGUUGAAACUAAACUGAAUCCUGAUGGUGCCGUGAUGGACCAGGUCUCGACAGCAGGAAUACCAAAUGUGGAUGUGAGCCUGAAGGGCCCUGCAGGACUGCCUCCAACCAGCAACAAUACCCAGCAGAGUUCUCGUAAUGGACUUACUACUUCUACACCUAAGAUACCAGCAAUAAAAGGGUUCCACAAAAGGCCUGGAAAGAUUGUCAUACAUGAACAUGCUCAGUUUGGAGGGCAGGCAUUUGAACUCUACCGUGAUGUAGAGGACGCCACUGCAAUGAAACUGUCACCCAUCAUCUCAGUCAGAGUCAUCAGAGGGUGCUGGCUCCUCUAUGAAAAACCUGGCUUCCAGGGUCGUAUCAUUGCCCUUGAGGAAGGUCCUACAGACCAAAUAUUGAAUAUGUGGGCAGAGGAAGGAACUCCGACGACACUAGACCAGAUGGGUCAGCCUAUACCAACAGCGCCUUUGGUCAUAGGUUCUAUUCGAUUGGUAGUUAGAGACUAUAGCGUACCCCGAAUUGACCUGUUUGCAGAGGUAAACGGUUUGGGAAGGGUGUCAUCUUACUGUGACGACACUGUGGAGAUUGGCUCCUAUGGGAUCCCACUGACCACUGGCUCCAUUAAGGUUCAUUCUGGAGUCUGGCUGGUGUACACCAAUCCAGGGUUUGGAGGUUUUGUUGGAGUGCUGGAAGUGGGGGAGUAUCCCUGCCCACAGGCCUGGGGUUUCCAUGAGCCCUUUGUUGGGUCUCUCAGACCCCUUCGAAUGGGACCAAUAAAGGUGGAGCACCCUCAUGAUUUCAAGGCCUUAGUGUUUGAGAAGCCCAACUUUGAUGGAGAGAGCAUCGAGGUCGACAGUGACACGUACAACUUGCAAGAAGAACCGGAAGGAGAACAAACAGGCAAACCAGACGAGAGCAAGAAGACGUUGUCUACAGUGGGGUCUAUAAAGAUCCUUAGUGGUCUCUGGGUGGGCUAUCAAGAGGCAGACUUCGAAGGCCAGCAGUACAUCCUGGAGGAGGGGGAGUAUCCUCACUGCAGUGACUGGGGAGGAUCUGAGGAUGGGCUCCUUUCUCUUCGCCCCGUGUGCUCGGAUUUCCUGUCCCCUCAUGUUAAACUGUUCAGCGAGCAGCACUUUGAUCAACUGGGGCUCCAUGCGGACUUGCUGGGUCCCGUCCCGAGCUUGGAGGACGUUGGCCAUGGUUGCAAAACUCAGUCCGUCAAUGUCAUGGGUGGAGUGUGGGUGGCGUUUGAAAAGCCUGGAUUCAGUGGAGAGCUCUACGUGCUGGAGAGAGGCCUGUAUGCAAGCCCAGAGGACUGGGGAGCCCAGAACUACAUGAUCUCAUCCAUACAGCCGGUCUUCCAUGACACACUGAUGGGAACAACAAAAUUCAAGAUGCAGCUGUAUUCUGAGCCAGACUUCCAGGGAAGGCUGGUGACUCUGGAGGACAGCGCAUCAGCUCUGGAUGACGACUUCGUACCUAAGUCCUGUAAAGUGCUGGCUGGCAGCUGGGUGGCGUAUGAAGGAGCUCAGUUCACAGAGGACAUGUAUGUGUUGGAGGAGGGAGAAUACCCCAACACAGAGACCAUAGGCUUCCUGUCCUCAGAGUCUACCAUUCGCUCCAUACAGACUGCCGGACAUGAGUUCUCUCUGCCCUCCAUCAUCUUGUUCAGCAAGGUUGGCUGCAGAGGUCGCAGAGCGGUGCUGAGAAACGGAGCUGUGAACCUGCUGCAGGCAGGCCUCGACACACGCACACGCUCCCUGGUGGUGGAGGGAGGAAUGUGGGUGCUAUAUGAAGAGAGUAACUACCGUGGUCGACAGCUGCUCCUCCAGCCAAGUGAAGUGGGUGACUUCUGGGAGUUCAGUGGCUGGCAGCAAAUAGGAUCCUUACGUCCAUUACUCCAGAAACAGAUGUACUUCCGUCUGCGGAGCAUGGAGACGGGAUGUGUGAUGUCCCUGACAGGAACUUUGGAUGACAUCAAGCUGAUGAGGAUUCAGGCUGUGGAGGAGAUGGGAGGGCUAGAGCAGGUCUGGCUCUAUCGGGACGGGCAGCUUACCUGCAAGCUGGUUGAGGACUGUUGCCUGGAGACUACAGGAGGUUUGUUGAUGGAGGGCAGCAGGCUUUGUGUCACCCCGGAGCGAGGCAAAGGCAACAACCUGUGGAACAUCACCCCGGACGGACGAGUGCACUGCCACCUCAAACCUGACCUGGUCCUGGAGGUCAAAGGUGGUCAUCAGUAUGACAAGAACCAGGUGAUCCUCAACACGUAUGAUGAGAGAAAACUGAACCAAAGAUGGACCCUGGAAGUCCUGUGAUCAUAUCAGCUUCAACUUGCCAGACAUGCCAAGUCAUACUGAACCCUGUGAUGCAGCUCCACUGUAGAGCCCACACCACAGUGAUGGGUCCAGUAGGAGGUUUUGCGUGAUCACUGCACUCGUUUGUAGUGUUUUAACUCUUGUUUUCUCCUCUGGAGGAGGGUGACCUUUAACUGGAUAUACUUUAUAACUAUUCUCAUAGUGUUAAUUGAGUGAAUGAGUAUCAUAAAAGCAUUGCUUAUGUUUGCCACUUGAUUUCAAACACUGUUUACCAAAGACUUCAGGCACCCCUCUCUGUGUCGUCACUGCAUGUAGUGAGAACUCAGCCCUGUUUCAAUGCUGCAUACUUCCCUUUACUUAAUGGUACUUUUCUACUGCAUGGUUCCAACGUCUGUCUUCUGAUCAUAAUGUUGGCAAAUAUGAAUGUAUAGUGUAUAUUGACAGCUGUUAUAUGAAGUCCGAUGUGCCUACACUCCAGAGAUGUAUGUCGACUAAGAUGUUUUCUUUUUGUGAAUAGAUCAAAAAUGAUCUAUUUUAGAGUUUUAAUAUCUGCUUAGGACUUUUUACACAAACUGGACUUUACUGCACGAGGUUGUAUAUAAGCAUCAAGUGUAUAGAUCUUAGUUUAAAUUUCAAAGCAGGGCUGCAAUAACACUGCUGCCCACUGUUGAUUGUAAAUAUGUGAAUGUCCAAGAGAAAACUGUUACACAUGAAAAUAAGAAUGAUUCUCUCUAUUGUCUUUUUUAGAAAAUAAAGCAUUUUCUGUGUUUUAA
Molecule: messenger RNA, 12468 nt
Organism: Epinephelus fuscoguttatus (brown-marbled grouper)
Lineage: Eukaryota; Metazoa; Chordata; Actinopteri; Perciformes; Serranidae
Gene: crybg1a
Product: crystallin beta-gamma domain containing 1a
Exons: 23
Coding region: 95-11695 (3866 amino acids)
Source: RefSeq, a predicted model, not a curated record